Molecule: messenger RNA, 2874 nt
Organism: Colias croceus (clouded yellow)
Lineage: Eukaryota; Metazoa; Arthropoda; Insecta; Lepidoptera; Pieridae
Gene: side-II
Product: nephrin
Exons: 17
Coding region: 264-2657 (797 amino acids)
Molecular function (GO): protein binding
Source: RefSeq, a predicted model, not a curated record
UGCGUCGCUCCGCGUCGAAUACCGCAUCGCGAGUGUAUACGACAUUCAGUGAGUGUUGUGUUUGUGAAUUGACGUGCUUCACGUGCGAAAAUAUUGAUAGAUAUGAUAAAUACGAUCGAUUUGUAAGAUAAAACGUGACAGCGUUAUGUAGAGCGAAUUGUGUAUGUGCAUGUGAUACUGGAAGCUCUUAUUUUAUAUUUGUAACUACGGACAUGCGCCGCUGGUGGCGGACGCGCGCGCCGGCGUGCAUGUGAUCCCUCGGCAUGAUGGCGCGGCAGGUGUGCCUCUUCCUCGUGCUGUGCCUCGUGCGCUGCGACACCAAGACCGUGUUGCAGGAUAAGCUCGCUGGCGUUCGGACCGUAGAUGUCCAGGCGGUGGAGGGCAUGGUCGCUCAGUUCCCUUGCGACCUCGGCACCGCGGCCAACGACAAGGUCUACAUGGUCUUCUGGUUCAGGGAUGAUGCUGGGAUACCAUUGUACAGUUUCGACGUCCGAGGCAAGCACCUCUCCGAAGCGCGGCACUGGUCAGCGCCAGAAGUCUUCGGGCCACGAGCUCACUUCUCCACCUCCCCGUCCCCCGCGUCCCUCCUCGUUAGGGACGUGAAGCGCCGCGACGAGGGCGUGUAUAGAUGCCGGAUAGACUUCCGAAACACGCAGACUACCAGCUUCAGAUAUAACCUCACUGUUGUUGUACCACCAGAAAAGCCAGUGGUGGUGGACCGGUGGGGACGCGUGAUCAACACCACCACGCUUGGCCCUCAUGAGGAGGGUGAUGAUGUACUGCUUACAUGCCGCGUGCUUGGAGGCCGGCCAGAGCCUUCAGUGCGGUGGCUCGUCAACGGUGUGCUCGUGGACGAAGAGUACGAGCACAACACCGGUGACGUCAUAGAGAACAGGCUGAUGUGGCCAGCGAUACGGCGCGCUGACUACGCAGCGGUGUUCACAUGCCAGGCUGCGAACUCGCACCUGGUCCCGCCGAAGGAAGUUUCUUUGGUUUUGGAUAUGUUUUUAAGGCCGUUAACAGUAGAGAUUAAGAAGCCAGCGGAGAUGGGGGAAGGGGGAGUGCUCACGGCAGAGCGGAGGUACGAGGUCGCCUGUGAAUCCGCUGGUAGCCGCCCUCCAGCCAUCAUCACGUGGUAUAAGGGAAAGCGGCAGUUGAAGAGAAUAACGGAGGAGUUGAGAGACAACCUGACAAUAAGUGUAAUGAGCUUUGUUCCCACUUUGGAUGACGACAGCAAGCCGAUAACGUGUCGUGCCGAGAAUCCUAACGUCACGACACUUUUUAUGGAGACAUCGUGGACUAUAAAUGUCGUGUAUCCACCUGUAGUUAAAUUAAGAUUAGGAAGUUCUCUAGCAGCUGGAGACAUCAAGGAAGGGGAUGAUGUCUACUUCGAGUGUCACGUGCGAGCAAACCCACCGGCCAGGAAGCUGUCGUGGCUUCAUGAUGACCGACCGCUCGCGCACAACGCGACAGCUCGCGUGUUUCACAGCAACCAGAGCCUGGUGCUGCAGAAGGUGACGAGGCAAAGCAGCGGCAGGUACGCGUGCUCCGCUCUCAAUGGGGAGGGCGAGACCGUGUCCAACGAACUGCAUUUUAGGGUUAAAUAUGCCCCCUCCUGUCGCAGUGGUAGUACCACGGGGGUAUCCGUGGUGGGUGCAGCGCGGGGGGAGUCCGUGGUGAUCGUGUGCGAGGUGGACGCAGACCCACCAGCCGCGGUCUUCAAGUGGAAGUUCAACAACUCCGGAGAGACCCUCGACGUACCUGCUGAUCGGUAUACGUCGAAUGGCAGUGCGUCUAGUUUGAAAUACACGCCGGUAGCAGAUUUGGACUACGGCACAUUAUCGUGUUCAGCGUCUAAUGAAGUAGGCAGUCAGAUCACGCCGUGCGUCUUCCAAAUGGUGGCAGCUGGUAAGCCACACGCGCUCCGCAACUGCUCAUUAUGGAAUCAGACCUCCGACUCAGUGGAGGUGUCCUGCGUCGCUGGCUUCGACGGUGGCCUGCCGCAGCAUUUCCUAUUGGAAGUCUAUUCUGGGGAUGAUAGGAAACCUCGGAUAAACCUAACAUCAGAAGAGCCCAUAUGGACAGUCCGGGGCCUGGAGUGGGAUGUACGGUUCCGACUGACAGCUGUAGCCGUGAACAGUAAGGGGAGGUCUCCCCCCACGCCCUUAGAAGAUAUCCUCUUUAGGGAUCCUGAGAAACGGACAGCAUCAGAAACAUCUCUCGGCGCGGGUGCCGCGGGCGCUGCCGGUGCGACCGUCAUCGGCGCGGGGGCAGCGCUCGCACUCGCGGUGGCCGCGUGGCGGGCAGCGCGCCGGCGGCGGGCGCCGAGGAAGGCCCCGCCGUCUGCGCAACUUGAUAAGCCAGUUGAGCAUGAUGACGCGGAGCCUGAUCUUAUACCUAAUAAUUAUUGUGAAACAUCGAGCGCGCCGUGUUUGGCUGUAUCGUCUCCAAGCAGAUCUGGACCAGUGCCGAUUUCCACACCGGCCUGUAACGGCCCCGGAGCAUCGUGGACGUGGGGCGCGCGAGCCACGACUCCCGGCGUCACGCUCGGAAGAAGCGCCUCCGCGUCCCUCCGCGUCACACCCGCGACCGACCUCAACGUGGACGCCAUUAAGGAGAAGCUGCUAGAUAACCGUAUACCGGAGUCUUGUGUGUAGAACUGCGAAUAUACAGCAUGAUUUACGCUACAUCGUGUCGACAAAUGAAACAAUAUUCAUGUACAUUUCAACCUCCACGUUCAGGCAUGAAUCACUUCGUACAAAAAGUGUACAAUAAUUUAGAAAUUAAAAAUUUUAUCGGAUUUUAAACGCGAUUUAUUCAGUAUACUAUUAUCCCGACGUUUCGCACUUUGCGUGGUCACGGGGAUACUAAGAA